Molecule: messenger RNA, 738 nt
Organism: Diversispora eburnea
Lineage: Eukaryota; Fungi; Glomeromycota; Glomeromycetes; Diversisporales; Diversisporaceae
Source: the annotation of a GenBank genome assembly
AUGACUCAAACUAAAAAAAAAUCUACUAAACGCGUUGAUAAGAAUCAUAAAAAAAAUAGGUCUUUGAAAUCUAUCCAACGAGGAGAACAAAAAAUUAAGCUCGAUAUUCAUAAAGAACGACUAAUUUUACCUUACAAAUUACCUUUUCCUCCAUCUACCCAGGUAGAUGAAUUAGUCGCAAAACUUAUUUUAAAACCAAAGUUAGCUAGGUUUCCUAAUGGGUUCAUCCUCUUUCGGAAUGAAUAUGUUCAACUUUUGAAAGGAAAAGGUUUAAAUUAUCCUAUGACUCAGUUAUCACCUAUGAUAGCUGCCAAAUGGAAGAAGGAAUCUUCGAUUGUGAGAGAUACGUUUUCUCAAAUUUCGAGUGAGGCUGAGAAAUUAUAUGUUCAACAUAUCGCACAACAACAUAGACUUCUUGACAUGCCAGUUCCUUUAUUUUCCGAAGAACAACAACAAUCUUGGCUUCCCCCCAAUUGUUCUCCGGAAAGUAAUACUCAAGAAAAUUCUAAUGAAUCUUUUAAUGAACAACUCUUUCAAAUUAUUAAUGGAAUUGAUACGAAUGCAUUUAUACCUACUCCGCCCUAUUCUCGAAGAAGAAAUUUUAUUUCUCUUCCACCACAUUCUACUUCAUCUUGUAAAUCAAAUAAAUCAAAUAGUUCUUCUCCUACUUUUCCUUUAACUCCUACAGGUUCACCAUAUUAUUCUAUUGACCUUGAAAAUACGUCUACUAGAUUUUAA